Carlito syrichta (Philippine tarsier) is the source of this 1552-nucleotide messenger RNA. RefSeq names its product chromosome unknown C11orf68 homolog (gene CUNH11orf68). The transcript has a single exon. NCBI's taxonomy places the organism in Eukaryota, Metazoa, Chordata, Mammalia, Primates, Tarsiidae. Bases 148 to 903 code for a protein of 251 amino acids. The record is from RefSeq and is a predicted model, not a curated record.
GGGACAAGAAUAGUUGCUAUCCCGUUGUAAAGAUGGAGCAACUGAGGCACAGCGACAUUAAGCCUUGCCCAAGGCCACACGGUCUAAUCCAGCGCCUGGCACCUGUAGUUGUUGUCUUCCGCUCUGACUCGGUUCCCUCACAGCAGGAUGGAGCCAGCUGAGGAACUGGAGGAGGAGGACUCUCCAGGUGGCCGGGAGGAUGGCUUCACCGCUGAGCACCUGGCCGCCGAGGCCAUGGCAGCUGACAUGGACCCUUGGCUGGUGUUUGAUGCCCGCACCACGCCUGCCACCGAGCUGGAUGACUGGUUGGCCAAGUACCCACCAUCCCAAGUCACCCGCUACGGGGACCCCAGUUCACCCAACUCAGAGCCUGUGGGCUGGAUUGCAGCAUAUGGGCAGGGCUACACCCCAAACUCUGGCGACGUGCAGGGUCUGCAGGCAGCCUGGGAAGCUUUGCAAACCAGCGGGCGGCCCAUCACGCCAGGCACCCUGCGUCAGCUGGCCAUCACCCAUCAAGUGCUCUCUGGCAAGUGGCUGAUGCACCUGGCACCUGGCUUCAAGCUGGACCAUGCCUGGGCUGGCAUUGCCCGGGCUGUGGUUGAGGGCCGCCUUCAGGUGGCCAAGGUGAGCCCACGAGCCAAGGAGGGCGGGCGCCAGGUCAUCUGUGUUUACACGGAUGACUUCACGGACCGCUUGGGUGUACUGGAGGCAGAUUCAGCCAUCCGUGCAGCAGGCAUUAAGUGCCUGCUCACCUACAAGCCUGAUGUCUACACCUACCUGGGCAUCUACCGGGCCAACCGCUGGCACCUCUGUCCCACUCUCUACGAGAGCCGUUUCCAGCUUGGGGGCAAUGCCCGUGGCUCCCGGGUGCUAGACCGCGCCAACAAUGUGGAACUGACCUAGAGGGACCAAGCGGGAGAGACUGUCCUCUGCUUCCUCCCCUGGGGAUGGAACGUCCUGUCUUCCUCUUCCUCGUCCCAAGAAGGCCAACUGCCCCAGCUCUAGAGACUUAAGUCCCUUGGGAACUGCCUGCAUCUUUGAUCCCCUUGAACUUGUGUCCUCUGUUCAGGGCUGACUCAGGCCCCCACAGGCUGGGGGCUUUGGCUCUCUGAGGGCCGAGCCCUCAGCCGCCUUUUCGAUGCUGCUCCCUCCACUGCCCAGUUCCACGGGUCGGGUGCAGACACCGAAGAGGAGAGCCUGCCUUGGCCACCCUCGUCCCUGGCUGUACCCCCACUCCUGCAUUCUCCCCUUCUCUCUUCCUCCCUCACAAGGGAGAAAACAGUGCUUCCAGUUCCUCUCCCUGGAGCCCUUGUGGCCCAGGGGGCAGGGACCCUGCAGGCCUGAGCAUGCCAUUUGGGGGGCAGGGUAGUUGUGCCCACUCAGCCCCUGGCAGAGAGAGGGGAUGCCAGGGGCCAUGGACUUGGGGCCUGCCCCCCUGCCAACUCACAAAGCCUGCACCACCUUCCCCCCUUCUUGGCUACCUUGACAUGUGCCUGCUCCUGGCAUUUCAAUAAAACCCAGCUUGGGUCUGUGUCUUGAGUGUUUUUUAAAA